AGCAAUGGAAAUGUCUCGCCAUCCCAUUGUUCAUCAACCACAAGCUCCCAGAUGCACACGGAGCUUUGAAUGGCAGAAUGAGCUCUGCGACUGUGGCAACGACUGUCACAUCUGUCUCUGUGGAGCAUUCUGCUUCUGUUGCCUAGGAUGCAAAAUUGCCAGAGACAUGGAAGAAUGUUGCUGCUGUGGUCCAACUGUGGCCAUGAGGACCCGCUAUCGGACUUUGUACAGGAUACCGGGAUCCAUCUGCUCAGACUGCCUCGUUGCCGUGUGCUGCGCUCCUUGUAAUCUUUGCCAGCUGAAGAGCGAUAUCAACAGAAGGAAACAAUUGGGGAUAUUCUAGAGCAUGUUGCAAUCGUCUAUAUACUGCUUAUAAUGAUUUGUCUCAGUGUUACUUGCAAUUAGUUCCUUUUUGGAAACCUUUUUGUUCAAGUUUGUGUUCCUUUUUGGGGUUUUUUUUCAUUUUCUGAAGGAAGACUUGUUUUCUCAAAAAUGUUCUAUCCAGGUACCCUCCUAGGCUUUGUUGGUGGCAUCUCUCCUGGUGGAUGCUUCUAUUAUUAUGUACUUGGUUCUGAGCAACCGCAUACCUUCCCCAGAAAUCUGUCCCUCUUAACUUUUCUCUCCAUUUCCCUUUUUACCCAUCCUCUCCCACCCCCACCCCCCAAGAACAUGUGUGUUUUGAAGUGAAAUGUAACAGUACUGGUCUUAUGUGGUAAUUUUAAUAUGAAUUAAAUUCAGUAAUAUUGUG
Anolis sagrei ordinatus is the source of this 748-nucleotide messenger RNA. Its product is annotated as placenta-specific gene 8 protein-like. Gene Ontology annotation, biological process: positive regulation of transcription by RNA polymerase II. The record is from RefSeq and is a predicted model, not a curated record. Lineage: Eukaryota; Metazoa; Chordata; Lepidosauria; Squamata; Anolidae.